AUUCACUAUGUAAAAUGCAGCUAUGAUCAAAUAUUUUUCAUAUGUUAAAUGUAAUUAAACACCUACUGACUAUAGUAAUUAAGUUUAGUAUUUUUUGAAUACACUCCAGUAAAUAUGUCAGUAGCAAAUAAUCCACUCUCCUUUUUUGCGUUUUUUUCCAACCUUCAUUUUUGUGUGCGUGUAUUUAUUACUCUGGUUGAGUGUGUGAGCUGGCGACCGGCUGUCAGUGUGUCGCUAAGCGCUGGUUGGUCAAGCGCGACUCUUCCUGUCUUUUCGUGAGGAGCUCUCAACAAACCUCUGUUUCAUGUAUAGUACUGGCGCGUCGCUAGGCACUCAAAGUAUUUCUGAUUUUUGUAUUGUCUUUCUUUUUUUUGACUGCAUGUGUGCGGGAAUGCUCCCGAGCGCACUUGAUCAGGGGUUGUUGUUGGGCGUUUUUUUUUUUUUUUUUUUUUUUUUUUUUUUUUGUUUUCGAGGAUGUGGCGAUGAUGAGGCUCUUCCUCUGAAGUUGAACUGAUGACGAAGUGAAAAUGGCGGAUCUUUCGAAAUCCAAUCCCGGCCCCUGAAAUAGAAGCACGACUGUGGCUCCGAUUUUCGAGCCUCCCGCUCAGCCAAUUUCCAUCAUAGGCGCAGUCUUGAGCGAAGGCCGACCGGGUGAUUGCCGAGUUCGGCGCUUUGCCCCCACCCUACGUAAUUUUUGAGAAAUGUUGAAAGCUACUGUACGUCCCGGUAGCGGCUGAGCUGGGAAAGCAGCUGCUGGCUUUGGUGGACUGGGAAAGUGGCUGACACUUGAGGAGCAAGUGACAGUGAACAAAAAUGGAGGUGGUGCCAGCAGAAGUAAAUAGCCUUCUUCCUGAAGAGAUCAUGGAUACUGAGGCCAUUGUGCUAGUUGAAGAUGAUCAGGUGGAUGCUGCCAUUACUGUGCGUGACUCGCAGCUUGUUGAUGAGAUCCCAAUGGAAACAGAGCUACCAGAAAUAGUUACCAUUAGUUCUGCUGUGUCUCAGAAGAACUUGGCCAUAAGCAACAAUUCAUCUGAUGCAGUCUUGGUGAGCAGUCCUACAACUGUCAGUGGGAGUUCACUUUUAUUGUCUAACGCAAACACUACACAUAUGACUAGGAUUAAAUCACCUGUUAGUAAACCUAUUGCUAUUCAAACAAGUGGAAGUGUGGGGCUACAGAAGGUCAGCAGUCCUGUGGUUGUUACUUCAGCCAGCCAGCUCAUUCUGAAUAAGAUGUCACACUCUACAUCAGAUCUUAAAUCCAGCACUGCCCAGGUGAUCAAACAAGAAGGCCAAAAACUGAUUGUGCUGACUCUGCCAGGUACCAGUCAACUCACUCAAUCGCCAAAAGGUGCUCAAAUCCAAGGUGCUACAGUGGACUCAAAGGUACAGCCCCAGCAGUACAAAGUUGUAACAAUUGGGGGCAGGACAGAUAUUAAACCUGUGAUAGGAGUACAGGCAGUAAACCCUGGAAAUCAGCUGAUCAGCACACAGCAUUCAGGACUACAGUCUCAAUCAUUAAAAACAUUACAGCAGUGGAACAUCGGAGAUGGAGUGAAGAUUGCAAAGAAAACACCAACAUCAUCUACAGGACCAAUGAUUACAAAGUUUAUUAUUACAAAGCCAUUCAAUAGCAAAGCAGUCUCCAGCCAAGCAUCGGUAUCACCGGUAAUAGCAGGCAGAGUGCUGUCCCAGAAUUCUCCUGGUACUCCACCCAGAAGCAUUGCCAUCUCAGAAAGUGUGGUGGGAACAGCUCUUUGUUCAACACCACAAAGCAUUUCCAGUAGCAAAAUUGCCAUUUCACCACUCAAGUCACCAAGCAAGCAAUUGACAGUUGUAUCUAUGGCAUCCCAGUCACCAAGCUCUCCUCAGAAGUCUGUUGGUGUCCCAUUGAAUGUGGCUUUGGGACAGCAGAUCCUCACAGUGCAACCUUCAACACCUUCUUCCCCAGUAAAGCCUAUUUCCAAUAACUCCAAAGCUCAGGCAGUGAAACCAGUGCAGACUGUGGCAGUGGGAGGAGUGGGAGUGAGCACCCCUCAGUUUAAAACCAUUAUUCCAUUGACAACCCCACCAAAUGUGCAACAGAUCCAAGUGCCUGGUAGUAAAUUCCACUAUGUGCGCCUUGUCACUGCCUCCACAGGAAGUAGUUCCCCUCAGACUGCUGGGUCUAGCACAAAUUCACUUUCUCUCCAGCAAGCUAAACCAGUAGUGGUGAAUACAACACCUGUACGGAUGUCAGUUCCAAUAGUUCCAGCACAGACUGUAAAGCAGGUUGUUCCCAAACCAUUAAAUACAACUUCUCAAAUCGUCACCACAAGCCACUCGCAGCAAAGACUGAUAAUGCCAGCUACUCCUUUGCCACAGAUUCAGCCCAAUCUCACUACUGUGUUGGCGCCUGCCCCUGGUGCAGGAAAUGUUGGGUAUGCUGUUCUUCCCGCUCAGUAUGUUACACAGCUUCAGCAGUCUACCUUUGUUUCUUUAGCAAGUAACACUGCAGCCUCCUCUGGAAUCCAGUCUCAGUCUCGAUUACCACUCAAUGGAAUAUCACCCUCCUCCUCUUCAGAUUCUGCAUCACGACCCAGGAAGCCGUGCAACUGUACAAAAUCCCAGUGUCUUAAGUUAUAUUGUGAUUGCUUUGCGAAUGGAGAAUUCUGUAACAACUGCAACUGUACAAAUUGUUUUAAUAAUCUGGAGCAUGAAACUGAGCGACUGAAAGCUAUAAAGGCUUGCCUGGAUCGGAAUCCUGAAGCUUUCAAGCCGAAGAUUGGAAAAGGAAAAGAAGGUGAAUCGGACCGCAGGCACAGUAAAGGCUGUAACUGCAAGCGGUCAGGUUGUCUUAAGAAUUAUUGCGAGUGCUAUGAGGCAAAAAUCAUGUGUUCUUCAAUAUGUAAAUGCAUUGGUUGUAAAAAUUUUGAGGAAAGUCCAGAAAGAAAGACUUUAAUGCACUUGGCAGAUGCAGCUGAAGUACGUGUUCAGCAACAAACGGCAGCCAAAACAAAACUUUCCUCUCAGAUCUCUGACCUGUUAACAAGAACGCCAGCUGUCACAAGUGGGAGUGGAAGGUUGCCCUACACAUUUGUCACCAAAGAAGUAGCUGAAGCCACUUGUGAAUGUUUAUUGGAACAGGCAGAGGAAGCAGAGAGGGCGAAUGUUUCCCAAGCUUUGGCAGAAAGAAUGAUUCUAGAGGAGUUUGGAAGAUGCCUCAGGAGAAUUAUAAACUCUGCGGGAAAGGCAAAAUCAGAUUCCUGUUCUGUUAAUUGCUAGAUGAUAUUUGAACAUUUCUGUCUAUGUCCACUUGAAAAACUACAAUAUGUUCAUUUACAAACAGAAGAAAAGACUUAAUUGGAUAAAAUAUGCUUCAUGUAAGGACACAAGUGAACAGCUGUUUUGAACAGCACUACUGAAGUGCACUUGAAAAGAAAAGUGAUUAAUUUGUGUGACACAUCUUUUAGUGACCUCUUUUUGUGUGUGUGUGUAUAUAUAUAUCUAUGUGUGUGUAUGUAUGUGUGUGUGUGUGUGUGUGUAUAUAU
Molecule: messenger RNA, 3527 nt
Organism: Erpetoichthys calabaricus (reedfish)
Lineage: Eukaryota; Metazoa; Chordata; Cladistia; Polypteriformes; Polypteridae
Gene: lin54
Product: lin-54 DREAM MuvB core complex component
Exons: 15
Coding region: 814-3261 (815 amino acids)
Biological process (GO): regulation of DNA-templated transcription
Cellular component (GO): nucleus
Source: RefSeq, a predicted model, not a curated record